CGCGGGGACGGAGGUCCCCUCGGGCGGGCGCGGUGCCUCUGCCGGCGCCCGGCGGCGGGCGGCCGCGAGAUUCGGAGAGCCGGAGCCGCCGCAGGAGCCUGGAAAUGUUCUGUCUCUGCUGCCUCCUGGUCAGAUACCUGUUCCCGGCCCUCUUGCUUCACGGGCUGGGAGAGGGUUCUGCCCUCCUCCACCCGGACAGCAGAUCCCACCCAAGAUCCUUAGAGAAGAGUGCCUGGAGGGCCUUCAAGGAAUCCCAGUGCCACCACAUGCUCAAACAUCUCCACAAUGGUGCUCGAAUCACCGUGCAGAUGCCACCCACAAUUGAGGGGCAUUGGGUCUCCACAGGGUGUGAGGUAAGGUCGGGCCCCGAGUUCAUCACGAGAUCUUACAGGUUCUACCACAAUAACACCUUCAAGGCCUACCAGUUUUAUUACGGUGGCAACCGCUGCACAAAUCCCACUUACACCCUCGUCAUCCGUGGCAAGAUCCGCCUGCGCCAGGCGUCCUGGAUCAUCCGAGGGGGCACCGAGGCCGACUACCAGCUGCACCACGUCCAGGUCAUCUGCCACACGGAGGCUGUCGCCGAGAGGCUCAGCCAGCUAGUGAACCGCACGUGCCCUGGGUUCAUCCCAGCCGGGAGCCCCUGGGCACAGGAUGUCCCCCACGACCUGUGGCGCGAGGAUAGCGGCUGCGAGUGCACCAGGGCCAUGAAUUUUGCGAUGCACGAGCUUCAGCUGAUCCGGGUGGAGAAGCAGUACCUGCAUCACAACCUAGACCACCUGGUGGAGGAGCUCUUCCUUGGUGACAUCCACACCGACGCCUCCCAGAGGAUGUUCUACCGGCCAUCAAGUUACCAGCCGCCACUGCAAAACGCCAAGAACCACGACCACACCUGCAUCGCCUGUCGCAUCAUCUAUCGCUCGGACGAGUACCACCCCCCGAUCCUGCCCCCAAAGGCCGACCUGACCAUCGGCCUGCACGGGGAGUGGGUGAGCCAGCGCUGUGAGGUGCGCCCCGAGGUCCUCUUCCUGACCCGCCACUUCAUCUUCCACGACAACAACAACACCUGGGAGGGCCACUACUACCACUACUCCGACCCCAUCUGCAAGCACCCGACCUUCACCAUCUAUGCCCGGGGCCGCUACAGCCGGGGCGUGCACUCCACCCGCGUCAUGGGAGGCACCGAGUUUGUAUUCAAAGUGAACCACAUGAAGGUCACCCCCAUGGAUGCAGCCACGGCUUCACUUCUCAACGUCUUCAGCGGUAACGAGUGUGGGGCCGAGGGCUCCUGGCAGGUGGGCAUCCAGCAGGAUGUGACACACACCAAUGGCUGUGUGGCCCUGGGCAUCAAGCUGCCUCACACAGAGUAUGAGAUCUUCAAGAUGGAGCAGGAUGCCCGGGGCAGGUACCUCUUAUUCAAUGGCCAGAGGCCCAGUGACGGGUCCAGCCCCAACAGGCCAGAGAAGAGAGCCACGUCUUACCAGAUGCCCUUGGUUCAGUGCGCUUCCUCUGCACCCAGGCCCGAGGACUUGACCGAGGAGCACAGAGCCCACCAGUACGGGAGUGGGGCCCGCCAGAGCAGUAGCUUCCCCACCUUCCUUACUGCAGUUGCCUCCCUCUGGACUGUGCCACAUUGGAACGUCCUCAGAUAGAACUUCCUAAAAAGUUACAUUUUUCCAAACUGGGAUUCCUCACAAUUUACAGAUUCUUCUUAGAAAAAGAAAAGACAUGUACUCUCUGGAUGCACUUACAUGCCUGAGCAUUGUUCUUAUUCUCCUCUCGUCCCUGUCCUCCUUCCCAGCCACUGAGUCAUGAGAGUGCUUGUUUGAAGUUUCUGCUUUGAACUCCAUCCAGUCUGAUCCCUGGCCUGGGUCACUCCACGGCAGUAAUUGCACUUUAAGACUGCAGAGAGUGUCUGGCUAGUGUGGUUGGUAGGGGAGCAGGGUGAAAGCUAGGUCUUUCCCCAACCCCUUCUUAAUUAUUGUUAUAUUUCUGAGUUGAACUUAGAAGAAACAAAGGUCAAACUAUAACUUCUACUGCCUUUUUACUAGGAUUAUUUCCUGUCUCCCUUUGAAACUGUUUUGCUAUCUGAGUUUUACGACCUAGGAUCCAGUGCAGAGUUGGUUUGGGACUGUAAUGAAGACAUCGUUUAAUAAAGAAGAGACUUGGGCGUGGAUAUGUGCAUAUGAAAAGACAUGAGGUUUAGCUGAACCACCUUUGUGGCCUUUAUGCAAAAAAGGAAGAGGAUUGGAACUUUAAUUUCAGAAAUGGUGAAUGGAAAAAUAUGUGUAAUUAAAGUUUCAAAGUAAUUUAAACUAUUUUUACCAUAGUUGUUUUAAUUUGCUAAGAAGAGAGAGCUUUGUGGUUUUUGUUACAUGUUGACUUCCGGAUGGUUACAGAACGUGAGUUUCUUCCAUACCCUCUGAGUAGACAAAGGCAGUAGAGAACAGAUGACAAGCAACCCUGUCGCAAGUCAGAGGAUACCCCAUGAAGAAUGACCUGUUCACUUUACAACUUCCUGCUCAGGGGACCAUACUGGCUCACGUUACAUCAGUUAGGGGUCAGCAGAAGGAGCUUAACUUCUGGCAUCUCUGCUAUGCCCAGAAAUGAACAUACAGAGGCGAGGCUUGGUGCUAAGUACCCGCUGUUCAGAGCAGAGCUGUGGGGCCUCCAGUAGACCUGGAUUUGAUGUGCAAUUGAGACUUUGUGUCCAGUCUUCUCACUGUUGUACAGCACAGCUUCACUCGGUUUCUUCACCCCCCACAGAAUUUAGACACUGGGGGCAUAAAUCAGUCUGCCUCUGUCCAUAGCUUUCAACUGUUACAAAUGGUGCUACGUAAACACCAAGCAUUAUCACUAGAUAGCCCGGG
Molecule: messenger RNA, 2870 nt
Organism: Loxodonta africana (African savanna elephant)
Lineage: Eukaryota; Metazoa; Chordata; Mammalia; Proboscidea; Elephantidae
Gene: APCDD1
Product: APC down-regulated 1
Exons: 5
Coding region: 105-1652 (515 amino acids)
Biological process (GO): negative regulation of Wnt signaling pathway
Cellular component (GO): plasma membrane
Molecular function (GO): Wnt-protein binding
Source: RefSeq, a predicted model, not a curated record